This is a messenger RNA of Orbilia oligospora ATCC 24927, 540 nucleotides long. RefSeq lists its product as uncharacterized. Lineage: Eukaryota; Fungi; Ascomycota; Orbiliomycetes; Orbiliales; Orbiliaceae. The transcript is spliced from 2 exons. The record is from RefSeq and is a predicted model, not a curated record. The coding region runs from base 1 to 540 and encodes 179 amino acids.
AUGUCAACAAUAACCACCGGUGAUUUAGAACCACCAGAACCAGGCCUCGCAGGCCCAUCCGUUACCGCGGCGAGGCGGCCAGUCAAGAGACGCCGCUCAAGAAAAGAGCUAGAGCGGGAGAGAAUGGAAGAGGAAGAUGAGCUCGAGAAGAGAAAAAAGGCGCGUUUAGAGAGGGAGCAGGUUGAAUACCUGCUCCAACGAGUCAAAAGACUCGAAAAAGAAGUGGAAGAUCGAGACAGGCAGCUCGCCCACCAAUCACAGGUCAUCCGGGGCCUGCAGAGGUCGGCGGUUAUCCUCAGUCAGAACCCAGGUUCUGCUCCCGGCCCCUCCAGUGGUCCACACGCAGAGACCUUCUUCAGUUUGGGGCUCAAUUCUGCAUCUCGUCCCGAGCGUAUUCCUCGACCCCGAUCCCGAUCCCGAUCCUCCCGUAGCCCCUCGCCUAAUUCUACUCGCCACUCUUCUCCUCACACUCCUCGCCGGCACUCCUCUCUAGGGCCCGAUUCCGAUACCGACCACCCCGCUGCCGCCACUGCCGGUUGA